Messenger RNA from Ascoidea rubescens DSM 1968, 978 nucleotides. RefSeq names its product serine/threonine protein kinase BUD32 (gene BUD32). The record is from RefSeq and is a predicted model, not a curated record. Lineage: Eukaryota; Fungi; Ascomycota; Saccharomycetes; Ascoideales; Ascoideaceae. Gene Ontology annotation, molecular function: protein serine/threonine kinase activity; ATP binding. The coding region runs from base 1 to 978 and encodes 325 amino acids. Gene Ontology annotation, biological process: protein phosphorylation. The transcript has a single exon. Gene Ontology annotation, cellular component: cytosol; EKC/KEOPS complex; nucleus.
AUGUCCAGAGAUCUCAUUGAGCGGAAGGCCCUGCUUCUCCUACCCCAUAUUCCCUUGCUGGUAGUGUCCCAGGGCGCUGAGGCCAUAAUAUUCCAAACCUCUGUCCAUCCCUAUCUUCCUCAGCUCACCAGCAGCGACAGCAUUUAUAUCAUCAAGUAUAGGCCUUCGAAGCCAUACAGACACCCAAUUCUAGACAAGCAAAUAACCAAACAUCGCACUCUAAACGAGUCGAAGCUAUUGUUGAAACUUCUAUCGCUAUCGAAUUCCAACGACAUUAUCAACGACGGUGCUGUCUUGACACCAAGCUUAAUUGCAACUGAUAUUCCCAAUGGCUUGAUUUGGUUGCAAUUUGUUGGCCAUUUUUUAAAUGACCCAGAUGGAGUCAACCAGAAAAACUUCAAUAAUAUAUCGUCUUUGAAAAACUAUUUAUGGUCAAUUGAAAAAAAGAUUCCAUUGCACAUUCAUUCAAAUUUAAAGGAAGACGAUAUCAUCAGUCAAUCUCUAGAAAAGAGCAUAAUCUCUAUAAAUUACAAAAUCAAAAAUCUAUUAACUCUAAUCGGUAUUGAAAUUGCAAAUUUACAUAUAUUCGACAUUUGUCAUGGGGACCUAACUUCUUCAAACAUCAUUCUUCAAAAGAAUUCAAACUAUAUCCUGAAAGGUAUCAACAUUGAUAUUGAAAAUGAUACAGAUACUGAUGGUUAUUUACCUUACUUGAUUGAUUUUGGUUUAAGUUUUCAAUCGAAUUUAAUUGAGGAUAAAGCUGUCGACCUUUAUCUUUUAGAAAAAGCAAUAAUAAGCACGCAUCCUUUAUUUGCAAACAAUUAUUAUAAUGUCUGGCUAUUAAAUGGUUACAAAACAGGCUACCAAUUAAAAUCAAAAAAACUAAAUAACAAAUCAUAUAUAAAUCAACACAAGACUAUCAUCAAAAGAUUAGAUUUGGUUCGAUUGAGAGGUAGAAAAAAGAGCAUGAUUGGCUAA